Molecule: messenger RNA, 2835 nt
Organism: Sporothrix schenckii 1099-18
Lineage: Eukaryota; Fungi; Ascomycota; Sordariomycetes; Ophiostomatales; Ophiostomataceae
Exons: 5
Coding region: 1-2835 (944 amino acids)
Molecular function (GO): oxidoreductase activity, acting on the CH-OH group of donors, NAD or NADP as acceptor
Source: RefSeq, a predicted model, not a curated record
AUGGCCUCCGACGACGUCCAGUUCCCGACCUACCCCGACAUCAAAGGGAAGGUCGUCUUUUUGACCGGCAUCGGCCAAACCGGCGACCAGAGCAUGUGGGGCAACGGUGCCGCCACGGCGCGGAUUCUUGCCCGCAACGGCGCACGCAUCUUUGGCUGUGACCUGAGCCUGGCCGCCGCGCAGCACACCCAGUCCCGGAUCCGCGCCGAAGGCGGCGAAAUUGAGGUUGUGAGCGCCAACGUCACCCAGGACGCGUCCGUCCAGGCCGCCGUCGCGGCGUGCCUCGCCGCCUACGGCCGGAUCGACAUUCUGGUCAACAACGUCGGCCGCUCGGAGCCGGGCGGCCCCGCCGACAUGGCCGAGGCGGUCUGGGACGCGCAGGUGGACGUCAACCUCAAGUCGGUGUACCUGUGCUGCCACCACGUGCUGCCCCUCAUGGAGAAGCAGGACGGCGGCGCCGGCGGCGGUGUGGUGGUCAACGUCGCCUCCAUUGCCGGCCUGCGCUACAUUGGCAAGCCGCAGGUGGCCUACGCGGCGACCAAGGCAGCCGUCAUCCAGUUUACCAAGGCGACGGCCGUGCUGUAUGCGUCGCGCGGCAUCCGGCUCAACGUCGUGGUGCCAGGCCUCAUGGACACGCCGCUCGUCGGGCUGCUGGCCGACAAGUACGCCGGCGGGGACCUGGCCGGGUUCAAGGCGAAGCGCAACGCCGCCGUGCCCAUGGGCCACAUGGGCAGCUCGUGGGACGUGGCCAUGGCGGCUGCGUUUUUGGCGUCGGAGCAGGCACGCUACAUCACCGGCCAGCCGAUUGUCGUCGAUGGUGGCAUUACGUCGGUUACCUUUGACUCGUUGUUCCUUCUCAACACCCCUACCCUACUUCUUCUCCAGCAACGCAUACACGGCGUGGACCUCGGGCACCUUGGCCUCGAAUUCCUGGCGGGCCUCGUCCCACACGCGCUGCUGCGCCACCCUGCCGCUGCGGCGGUUCAUGAACGGUGGAUAGGCGACCGCGUCAAAGUCGUGCAGGAUCUGGCCGUUGGCCGCGGCCGGCGCAGAGGCGCCGUUGACGAGCGCGGCGGCCCCGUAGCUGGGGUCGCGGGCGCUGAUGUUCAUGAUGAGGCGGGGGAUCAGUUUGGCCUGGUUGGGGCUGGUGAGUGGGGUCCAGGCGGAGCCGGGGUCGGCACUGGUGAUGGUGACGGCCGGCGGCUGCUGUUGGCCGGUCGCUGCGCGAGACGCCGUGCGCGCCGCCAGCUCGCGCGCAAAGUACAGCAACAGGCCCUUGGAGCGGCCGUACUGGUGGCCCUGCGCCAGGCCGUCACGGCUUGUGCUGAGGCGGCGCAGGUACGACGCGCCGGGCUGCCGCGGCAGGCCCAUGGUGAAGGACGACGGGUAGAUGCCGAAGGACGUGACGAACGUCAGAACGGGCGGCUGAGGAUUGCCGGGCGAGGCCUUGAGGUGGGGCAAGAGGAGGAGGGCGAUGAGCGCCGUCGACAAGAAAUUGACCUGGACAGAAGACUCCCAGCCCUCGGGCGACUUGCGGCGGUGGAACGCGAGAAUGCCGGCCGUCAGGAGGACGUGGUCGAGGUGGUCCACGGUCGCUGCGCGUUUGGCCAGCUCUCGACAGCCUGCAUAGCUCAUCAUGUCGAUCUGCCACACCAGAAUCGUCGGCACCGCCUUGUUCUGAGCGCGCAGAUCCGCCUCAAUCUGCUUUUGCACGCCGGCACAGUCCUGCACAUCGACGAGCACCAGCGUCGCGACGCCGUGCUGCGCAAAGAGCGUCGCCGCGCGCGAGCCGUACGCGCCAUUGGCGCCCGUCACCAGGGCUGUGCGUCCGGCGUACGACGCAGUCCGCACCGUGGGCCGGCCGCUGCGCUGCUUCCACAGCAACUGCACAGGGAAGUACUCGGCCAAGAACAGCGGGAACGCGAGAGUGAGCAGACCAAGUACGGCGGCCACGAUGCCGCCGAUGACGAGGGCGUUGGCCAUGGGAGGCGAAGAGGUCCAAGAUUGCUGGUCAAGCUGCUGAUGCUGGGCGCAGUCUGCAAAGAGUGCGGAGACGACAUACACGUGCAUCAUGCGCUCAAUCUCGCGCGAGUAGACCUCGACGCCCUCGCUCUGCAGCGCCGUCAGCUCCUUGGUGGCGCAGUGGUCCUCGACAAACUUGUGGUACUCCAGGCGCACGUUGCGGUUCUGGUUGAUCUUGACCAUGCCGAGCUGCAUCGACGUGUGGAUGAGCGCGUCGGACAGCGGGUGCGUUCCGUGCAGCACCAGCGGCACGUCCGUGCCGACGGCCUCGUGGAUCUGCCGCAAACGGUCCAGCUGCCACCACGCUUCGGCGCCGCCCGGUCCAUAGGGCCCGUGCACGUUGCCGAAGCUGGGCGCCAGAAAGUGCGUGCCCGUCUCGCGGACGAAGCGCGCCGCGUCCUGCGGCUUCGUGAGGACCUGCUCGAGCUCCAGGAACGGGAUGCCGUCCUCGCCGCCCUCCAUGCGGCCCAGCUCGGCUUCGAUGGUGACGUUCUGCCGGGCGGCGCGCUCGACGAUGCCCUUGACGUAGCGAAUGUUUUCUUCUUCCUCAAACAGCGACCCGUCGACCAUGAUGGAGUCGAAGGCGCACUCUUCGAGCGCCCGGUCCGCGUCCGCGGGCUGCAGGCAGUGGUCGAGGUGGACGGCCACCGGCACGGCCGCGGCGUGGGCGACGUCGGCCACGUAGCGGACAAAGGCCGGGCCCUGGAAGUGGAUGGACCAGGGGAAGAGCUGGAUGAUGGCCGGGGAGCGGCAGCGCUCGGCGGCGCGGAUGACGGCAAGGACGCCCUCGACGUUGUACCUGGUGGCUGUUAG